GACGGCCGCCGUCAUCACGUGAGCUCUGCGGCGGUUCCGCGAUGGCGGCGCACCUGAGCUCGGGGCGGGUGAACCUGACUGCGCUGCGCGAGGCGGGGCGGCGCGAGCUGCGCGAGUUCCUCGACAAGUGCGCGGGGAGCAAGGCCAUCGUGUGGGACGAGUCCCUGACCGGGCCCUUCGGGCUCAUCGCGCAGUACUCGCUGCUCAAGGAGCACGAGGUGGAGAAGAUGUUCACGCUCAAGCCGGGCCGCCUGCCCCAGGCCGACGUCAAGAACAUCAUCUUCUUCGUGAGGCCGCGGCUGGAGCUCAUGGACAUCAUCACCGACAACGUGCUCAGAGAGGACAGAGGCCGCUCUCCCCAGAGGGACUUCCACAUCCUGUUCGUGCCGCGCCGCAGCCUGCUGUGCGAGCAGUGGCUGAAGGAGCAGGGCGUGCUGGGGUCCUUCAUCCACCGCGAGCAGUACAGCCUGGACCUCAUUCCCUUUGACGGGGACCUGCUCUCCAUGGAGGCCGAGAGCGCCUUCAAGGAAUGUUACCUGGAGAGCGACCAGACGAGUCUGUACCACGCAGCAAAGGGGCUGAUGACGCUGCAGGCUCUGUACGGAACCAUCCCACAGAUCUUCGGGAAGGGCGAGUGUGCUCGGCACGUGGCUAACAUGAUGAUCAGGAUGAAGCGCGAGUUCCCUGGGAGCCAGAACUCGAUAUUUCCUGUCUUUGACACCCUCCUGUUGCUGGACCGCAACGUGGACCUGCUGACACCGCUGGCCACGCAGCUCACCUAUGAGGGGCUCAUAGAUGAAAUCUAUGGGAUCCAGAACACUUAUGUGAAACUCCCUCCCGAGAAGUUUGCCCCAAAGAAGCAGGGUGAGGGUGGGAAAGAUCUCCCCACAGAACCCAAGAAGCUCCAGCUCAACUCUGCUGAAGAGCUCUAUGCUGAAAUCCGAGACAAGAACUUCAAUGCCGUGGGGUCAGUGCUGAGCAAGAAAGCCAAGAUCAUCUCUGCAGCCUUUGAGGAACGCCACCACGCAAAGACCGUCGGAGAGAUCAAGCAGUUUGUCUCACAGCUGCCACACAUGCAGGCAGCAAGAAGCUCUCUAGCAAACCACACCUCCAUUGCAGAACUCAUCAAAGACAUCACCACAUCUGAAGAUUUCUUUGAUAAUUUAACGGUGGAACAAGAGUUCAUGUCUGGAAUAGACACAGACAAGGUUAAUAAUUACAUUGAAGACUGCAUAGCUCAGAAGCAUCCAUUAAUCAAGAUCCUGCGCCUCGUCUGCUUGCAAUCUGUGUGCAAUAGUGGACUGAAGCAGAAGGUUCUGGACCAUUACAAAAGAGAGAUUCUCCAGACUUAUGGCUACGAACAUAUAUUGACCUUAAACAACUUGGAGAAGGCUGGACUCCUGAAACCUCAGACAGGCGGUAGGAAUAACUACCCAACAAUCAGGAAAACCCUGCGCUUAUGGAUGGAUGAUGUCAAUGAACAGAACCCCAAUGAUAUCUCCUAUGUGUACAGUGGCUAUGCACCGCUGAGUGUCCGCCUGGCACAGCUACUGGCUCGCCCAGGGUGGAGGAGCAUAGAAGAGGUUCUGAAGAUGCUGCCAGGUCCCCAUUUUGAGGAGAGGCAGCAGCUACCCACUGGCCUACAGAAAAAGCGUCAACAUGGUGAGAACAGAGUCACUCUGGUGUUCUUCCUGGGAGGGGUAACAUACGCAGAAAUUGCUGCACUGAGAUUUCUGUCCCAGAUGGAAGAUGGAGGCACAGAAUAUGUCAUUGCCACUACAAAACUGAUCAAUGGGACAACCUGGAUGAAAUCCUUGAUGGAAAAACUGGAGCCUGCCCCAUUCUAAGGUCUGUGGUAAGAGACAGUGAAGGUGAGAGGCCCUGUGGACACAAGCACAUCAACUUCUGGUCUUCUGGCAUGGCUUGAACAUCAGGGAAACAAGACAGUGCAAGAAGCUCUCUUUGAGACCAGCUCAUGAUGCGGUUACCCUCAUCCCUCUCUGCAUUUGGGUUCCUACUGUUUGUGGAACUUCUAGUAGUCAAAGUAGCUCCUUUUGAGCUACUUCAGCUGCUUCAGAGCUGAAAGGCACUAACAGUGAAACAAACAGCUCCUGGUCUGGAUUGGCAAAGAAGUGAUGGGGUGGCAGGGAUUGGGCCUGGUGCUUCCAUUUGGCAAAUUGCUGCUUUUUUUCUCCCCUUUCAGUUUAUUUGCAGCAGGAAAUGUGAUUAUUCCUUUGUUACCCUCCUAAGGUGCUGAGGAGGCAGGAUGUUUUCUGUUCCUGCUGUCACACCAAUAUUCCCAGCUGACUCCACAAUGGAAAGAGAACUCCUGUAAAGGGGAAGCAGUAACUUUUUCACUGCCUAUGUUUACAAACUUCCCAGCUCCCAGGCGUCCAGAAUAAUGCAGCUGCAGGGCAUGCUUGGCCUGUGCUGGCUCUUACAAGCUGGCUGUUAUGGUGAGGUACCUGUAGGCCACACUCAAGUCCACUGUCCUGCACACUUUGGCCAAGACGUUUGUUGGGUUUCCUGCAGCAACAGCUAAACCUUGAACUAUCCACAUGCACGUCAACAACACUGACUAUGAAAACAAGCAACUGCACCCAAAUUAUGAGGGAGAUGCUUGAGCCUUUCACUGCAGUCGCCUUCUAAAGGCUUGUUUGUCCUGGGUACACCCACCUGACUCAGGAAAGCUACUCCAGGGUAUAAAUUACAUCAGUAUGUCAAAAGCUUAUGUCUGAAGACA
Pezoporus occidentalis (night parrot) is the source of this 2743-nucleotide messenger RNA. It is a transcript of the gene VPS33A, whose product is annotated as VPS33A core subunit of CORVET and HOPS complexes. The record is from RefSeq and is a predicted model, not a curated record. Bases 42 to 1847 code for a protein of 601 amino acids. The transcript is spliced from 13 exons. Gene Ontology annotation, biological process: intracellular protein transport; vesicle-mediated transport. Gene Ontology annotation, cellular component: lysosome; CORVET complex. Lineage: Eukaryota; Metazoa; Chordata; Aves; Psittaciformes; Psittacidae.